GCCAAUAGAAGCCGGCGCCCGAUGGCGCGCGCAUGCUCCGUAGCCGUCCGGGGGGUCCGUGUCCUUGGGAGUUUUGCGGCUCUAGGAACGAGGAGCCCGAGAGGACGGGAUGUUAGCAGUUGUGCGGGGCCUGAGCCGGGCCGGGCUGAGAGCUGCUGGGCGCCCUGCAGUGCUCUUCCAGGCACGGUUUGAAGGGAAUGCUGCCACAGAGACUCGGCCCACUGUUAGACCAAAGGAUGAAAUAACACGGAAACACCUGUGUGCUUUUGGAGAAUAUGUGGCUGAGAUUCUGCCAAAGUAUGUUCAACAAGUCCAGGUGACAUUUCUCAAUGAGCUAGAAAUCUUAAUUCAUCCAGAUGGGAUCAUUCCAGUCCUGAGCUUUCUAAAAGAUCACACCAAUGCCCAGUUCAAGUCCUUAGUUGAUGUAACAGCAGUUGAUGUACCAUCUCGACAGAACCGCUUUGAGAUUGUGUACAACCUCCUGUCUCUACACUACAACUCCCGGAUUCGUUUGAAAACAUACACUGAUGAAUUGACACCAAUUGAUUCAGCUGUCUCAGUGCACCAAGCAGCAAAUUGGUAUGAAAGAGAGAUGUGGGACAUGUUUGGAGUCUUCUUUGCUAACCACCCCGAUCUGAGGCGAAUCCUGACAGACUACGGGUUUGAGGGUCACCCCUUCCGGAAGGAUUUCCCUCUUUCUGGAUAUGUGGAGGUCAGAUAUGAUGAUGAGGUGAAACGGGUCGUGGCUGAACCUGUGGAGCUGGCUCAGGAGUUCCGUAAAUUUGACCUAAAUAGUCCCUGGGAGACUUUCCCUGCUUAUCGUCAGAUUCCAGAAACACUGAAGAUAGAAACAGGAGAAAAGAAGAUAGAAGCAGGAGAAAAGAAAGGAGAUGCAAAAUAGUGGCUGGGAGACUGAAAAAUUCCUCUUUGAUCUGAGUAUUUAUGUAUAUUCUAUAUAAAUAAAAACAUGACGUGUCUUC
Messenger RNA from Pogona vitticeps (central bearded dragon), 980 nucleotides. The record is from RefSeq and is a predicted model, not a curated record. NCBI's taxonomy places the organism in Eukaryota, Metazoa, Chordata, Lepidosauria, Squamata, Agamidae.